Messenger RNA from Aspergillus calidoustus, 1353 nucleotides. NCBI's taxonomy places the organism in Eukaryota, Fungi, Ascomycota, Eurotiomycetes, Eurotiales, Aspergillaceae. The record is from the annotation of a GenBank genome assembly.
AUGAAGUCCACCACUCUCCUCACAGUGCUCGCCACAGUUACAGCAGCUUUAUCCCAACCGAAUCUAGUGCCAGCUCCUCCGUCCAUCUCUGCGUCUCCCCAUGCACCAAACAACUUCAAGCCAUCUCACCCCCACCCCCAGAAGCCACACCACAAAAUCUGCAAAGUCAAGCCCUCGCUGAAAGACGCAGGCCCCGGAAUCCUCGCCGCAGCACACAAAUGCAACCGUGGCGGAACCGUCUUCCUGCCACCGGGCGACUACAUCAUCGCGACGGCGCUGGACCUGACGUUUUUGGACAACAUCGACUUUGCAAUCUACGGCAAUGUCAGCUUCAAGCAGGAUAUUGACCUCUGGCCCACGCAGGCAUUUGAGUAUGCGUUCCAGACAUCGAGUAUGUUUUGGCGGUUUGGAGGGAGGGAUGUUAAUGUUUAUGGGGGCGGGAAGGGGGUUAUUGAUGGACGCGGCCAGUACUGGUGGAGCGCCAUGGCCGAGGACAAGGGGGUGAUGAGGCCCUGUCUCUUUGGCACGGAUGGUCUGCAUCAUGCUACUAUUUCCGGUCUCACCAUGCUUGAUCCGCCGGGCUGGUUCAACCUCAUUGCCAACUCUAGUGAUAUCCUGAUCAGCGAUAUGACGAUGCUGGUUGGCAAAGCGUUGGAGGGAAAACCUGCCAAGAACACCGAUGGCUGGGACACGUACCGCAGCUCCAACGUCGUCAUUCAAAACUCCCGAGUCGUCAACACAGAUGACUGCGUCUCCUUCAAACCAAACUCGACCGGCAUCAUCGUCCAAAACCUCGACUGCACCGGCUCGCACGGAAUCUCCGUCGGGAGUCUUGGACAAUACCAGGGAGAAACCGACCUCGUCGAAGACAUCCACGUGUACAACGUGACCAUGACCAACGCUACGGACGUCGCGCGGAUCAAGGUCUGGCCGGGUGUUGCCCCGGGCACGACGGGGUCGAGUAGUGGAGGUGGCCUGGGCCUUGUGCGGAACGUGACCUAUGAGGGUAUGCGCAGCUACAAUAAUGAUCAUGUUAUUUCGGUUAGCCAGUGCUACUAUGCGGCGGAUCAGGCGAGCUGUGAUAAGAACCCGUCGUCGCUUGUUAUUGAGGACAUCUAUUUCCGGGACUUUGAGGGGACCACGUCGAAGAAGUAUGAUCCGCGGAUCGGGGAGCUGACGUGCAGCAGCCCGGAUGUCUGCCAUGAUUUCCACCUGAGCGAUAUCAACGUUAGUCCGCCGAGUGGCCAGGAAGCCUACUUUGGCUGCGCGAAUAUGGAGGGAUCGAGUCUGGACGAAAUCACUUGUCGAUCAAGCUAGCAAUAGAGAUUUCUUGGGGAGGAAAAGAUUGCCGAG